Momordica charantia (bitter melon) is the source of this 1682-nucleotide messenger RNA. It is a transcript of the gene CYP77A5P, whose product is annotated as cytochrome P450, family 77, subfamily A, polypeptide 5. The record is from RefSeq and is a predicted model, not a curated record. Gene Ontology annotation, molecular function: racemase and epimerase activity, acting on amino acids and derivatives. NCBI's taxonomy places the organism in Eukaryota, Viridiplantae, Streptophyta, Magnoliopsida, Cucurbitales, Cucurbitaceae.
ACCGUGCUUUGUUUUGUUGUCUUCUGGUUUUGUACUUGAGAAAACGAAGAAUGACAAAGUCAAUUGUUCGCUUUCUCCGUUGCCGGCCGAUCGUUGAUCAGCGGCGGAGAUCAAAUUCCCCAAACUCACAGCUCCAAUCCUCUCCUCAACACUCUCAUGAGUUUUGCUGGGUUCUCUAUGCAAUUGAAAUCCUAUACUGCGUCUAUUUACUGUCCAUUGUUCAACGCUCGAAGCCAGCGAAAGGGAAAACCAUCUAUACCCAUUUUCCCACAGUGUGUGAAGCAGAUGGCGGCGGCGGCGGCAGCACCGGUUGAAGCCAGAACGAGCUUCGGGUUCAAUAAUUUAAUGGAGACGUUCACUGUAAAUGUGCAGAGAGCAGAGAAUAGGCCACUGAAUGUGCCAUUGGUUGCGCCAUUUACGAUUGCAUCUUCGAGGCUUGAAAUGGUGGAGAAUGUAGCGAUAAGGAUUGAGUUGAGUAAUGGGUGCGUUGGAUGGGGUGAGGCGCCGAUUUUGCCUUUUGUCACUGCGGAGGAUCAGCCUACUGCCAUGGCAAAGGCCAAGGAGGCUUGUGAGUUAUUGCAACAGAGACCGCCGACUACUUUGCGCUCAGCGAUGAUGCAGAUCAGCGAGGUUCUUCCUGGACACGAAUUUGCUUCUGUCAGAGCAGGAGUUGAGAUGGCGUUGAUUGAUGCAGUUGCUAACAGCAUUAACAUUCCUCUAUGGAGGCUGUUUGGUGGAGUUUCAGAUAGUAUAACCACUGAUAUAACAAUUCCUAUUACUUCUGCUUCUAAUGCUGCCAAAUUGGCUUCAAAAUACCGUGAGCAAGGAUUCAAGACUUUGAAGCUAAAGGUUGGAAAGGAUCUAAAAGCGGAUAUUGAAGUUCUUCAGUGCAUAAGAAUGGUCCAUCCUGAAUGCGAAUUUAUCCUGGAUGCUAAUGAGGGGUAUGGCACUGAGGAAGCUAUACAAGUUCUUGCAAAAUUAUAUGAACUGGGGGUGACUCCUACUCUAUUUGAGCAACCAGUUCAUAGAGACAACUGGGAGGGUCUUGGACAAGUUAGUCGCAUCGCUAGAGAUAAAUUUGGGAUAUCUGUUGCAGCUGAUGAGAGUUGCCGGAGUUUAACUGAUGUUAAGAGAAUAGUGGAAGAGGACCUUGCAGAUGUCAUAAAUAUUAAGCUUGCCAAAGUUGGAGUUUUGGGGGCCAUUGAGAUCAUCGAAGUAGCGAGGGCUUCAGGAUUGACUUUGAUGAUUGGUGGUAUGGUAGAGACUCGACUUGCCAUGGGCUUUUCUGGUCAUCUUGCUGCUGGCCUUGGGUGUUUCAAAUACAUCGACUUAGAUACACCUCUUCUGUUGUCAGAAGACCCAGUUCAUGGGGGUUAUGAAGUUUCUGGUGCUGUCUACAAGUUCACAAAUGCCAGGGGCCAUGGUGGUUUUCUUCACUGGGAUAACAUUGCAUGAUGACAAUUGCUUUCAAUCGAACCUUCUACAUAAGCGGAACUUUCAGUUCAUGCUUUCACCUGAACAAAAGCCUUUCCAAGUCCGAAUUCUCUGGGCAGUCUUGUAAUUGAGAAUUAUAGAACCUUUCUAUAUACUAAUUUUAUUUGAACCUUGUAUUUUAAAUAUCGGAAUCGUAGGAUAUUUUUCAUGAAUGUUGAUCAGGAUUCAUAGAUGUACAUCUUGUCAUA